GACAACACUAAAUUUUUUACUUGUCAAAAAGUUCUAAUUAACACGAAUACUGUUGUUUCAUCGCAAAACGUGAAUAAUUCAGUAUUUUGUGCUCCUAAAACAGUUUUAAGUGUCUCUAAUACAAAAUGAUGGACUGCGUAGAAGACAACAACCAAGAUCCUCUGUCAGCACCCACGCCUGCGGUGCCGACAGCAGCGGGAGACUCCAGAGCCGACAAGAAGAAACCUAAUGAGAAUGUCUCCCUAGCUGAUAACAGCUUACUGGUGGACAUAUCAGACGCCCUAAGCGAGAAAGAGAAGGUGAAGUUCACGGUGCACACCAAGACGACACUCCCGGAGUUCCAGAAGUCAGAGUUCCUUGUUGUGAGGCAGCAUGAGGAGUUUGUCUGGCUGCACGACAGAUUUGAGGAGAACGAUGAAUACGCGGGGUAUAUUAUACCCCCGGCGCCUCCGCGACCAGAUUUCGACGCGUCUCGCGAGAAGCUUCAACGUCUGGGAGAGGGAGAAGGUUCUCUCACCAGGGAGGAGUUCCUGAAGAUGAAGGAGGAACUGGAAGACGAGUACCUGGCGACGUUCAAGAAGACGGUGGCGAUGCACGAGGUGUUCCUGCAGCGUCUGGCUGCGCACCCCGUGUUCCGCGGCGACGCGCACCUGCGCGUGUUCCUGGAGUACGAGCAGGACCUGUGCGCCAAGCCGCGCGGCCGCAUACACCUGCUGGGGGGGCUCGUCCGUUCAAUGACGACAACGACCGACGAGAUAUACCUAGGCGCGACCGUUCGUGAUGUGAACGAUUUCUUCGAACAAGAGACUGCGUUCCUCCAAGAAUACUACUCACACCUCAAGGAGGCGGUCGCUAAGGUCGACAGGAUGACUAGCAAGCAUAAGGAAGUGGCAGACGCUCACAUCAAGCUUUCCUCCUGCUUGACCCAACUGGCGACCAGGGAGCAACCACCGACUGAGAGGUUCCUCACAAAAGCCAGUGAAACCUUCGACAAAUGCCGGAAAAUCGAGGGUCGCAUGGCGUCUGACCAAGACCUGAAGCUGGCGGAUACACUGCGCUACUACAUGCGCGACGCACACGCAGCUAAGGCGGUGCUCGUCAGGAGACUCAGAUGUCUCGCGGCGUAUGAAGCGGCGAAUAGAAACCUUGAGAAGGCCCGCGCUAAGAACAAAGAUGUACACGCCGCGGAACAAGCCCAAGCCGACGCGUGUACACGCUUCGAGCAGCUAUCGGCGCGCGCUAGAGAAGAACUGAUCGACUUCCGCACCAGACGCGUCGCUGCCUUCAGGAAGAGCUUGAUUGAUUUAGCGGAACUCGAGAUGAAACACGCACGCGCUCAGCAGGAGCUGUUCAGGAAGUCUCUUAAUGUCCUCAGAGAUUGCGAGUAAAUCCAAGGUCAUACUCAUCUCCCUAGCAUCAUCCCGUUUUUCACAGGGCCGCUUACCUAACUUGAAGUAACAGGUCAGGUUUUUUACAAAAGCCUGCCUUUCUGACCUUCCACUUCAGCGGUGUAACAUAACAACGCGAGGAAACCCACAUUCCCGAGAAAUGUUUUUCGAAGGUAUGUGACCUAACCUGUAUUGGGCUGGUUUCCCUUCGCGGGUUGGAAGGUCAGACAGGCAGUCGCUUCUGUAAAAAAACCGGACCUGUCAAAUCUUCAAGUUAGGUAAGCGGAUCCUGUAAAAAAUGGGAUAGCGGUAGGGAAGAUGAUGUCUCCUCCUUAAAUUAAUUUUAAGUUGUGUAUGAAUGAAUGGAGGAUGUAACAAGGUAUGCCAAAAUAAACAAUAAUGUUAAAAAUGUAUAGAAAGAUUGAAUUUACGAGACACAGAGGUGCUGAUUUCAGUACGGUCACGAGCAUUAAUAUGUAUACACUUUGGUACCAUGUCACAUUAACUUUUUUGACAAAUUGAACUGUAAGUCUCACUAAAUGUCAAAUAUGUUAGUGCGACAGAGUCCUAAAGUGGGUACAUAAUAUUGCUCAUGACUGUACACACCACCUUAUUUUAUUUUAAGUUAUACCUGUCAUUGUCUUAUCCGCCGAAAAGGAAAGGGACGGGUAAUCGACGGGCAUAAAAUUUAUGGAACACACGUCAAUUCAGAAAUUUUAAAACCCCUUCCAAAAUUUUAUAUUGGUCUAUCAUCAUCAUCGGCCGAUUUCAGACAAUUUAUGACGUCAUUGCCUCGGUCUAUAACCCGACAGAAUUAAGUUGACCACACACGUCAAACGGGUUGUAUAUAGGUUUAUUUAUUCAAUUUAAAAUUAAGUUGUCAAUCAUCCGUCCCUUUCCAUUUCGGUGGAUAAGAAAGUGACGGGUAUAACUUAAAAUAAAAUUAGGUGUCUGCAGGAAUCGGGCCCAUAGCAUAGUUAUAAUUAAAUAUAAUUUAUGUAAUCAUAAUCUAGUAAUCUUAGCUCACCUUGCGAUAGAUGUAUCUGGCUACCCCAAUUGGGGUACAGUCGUGGGCUUAUAUUAUGUUAUAAUAUAAUUGAAUAUACAUUGUUUUACGUUUACGCGGUUAUUAUUAUAAUUAAAACACAUAAUAACGGGUUCUUACCGCGUUUGAAAUAGGGAUAUGAGACUCCCGAUAUUUCGACACUGUCGCAAGUGCCAUGAGUCUCAUAUCCCUGUUUUAAACGCGGUAAGAACCCGUUAUUAUGUGUUUUAAUUAUGAUAAUUGAAUAUGUCUGAAAUGUAUACUGUAGUUAAUUUUAAGUUAACGACUUUGUUCGUUUUUGCCCCAGAGAAAUUAUAGACGGAAGUUGGUAGUUGUUAUAAUUAAAGCACAUAAUAACGGGUUCCGGACUCCCGAGUCUCAUAUCCCCAUUUAAACGCUGAAAGAACCCGUUAUUAUGUGCUUUAAUUAUGAUUGGUAGUUGUUGUUGGAAGUUGUUGUUGUGGGCAUGGAAUAAGGGAUAAUCCUACGUAUAGAACGGCAACUCUCCGCUCCCCACCAGCGUCUGAGCUAGGUUUACCACCGUCGUGCUUUUGACUUUACAGUCAUGAGCAAUAUCAUGCACCCACUUUAGAACCCUGUCGCACUAUCAUAUUUGACAUUUAA
Molecule: messenger RNA, 3057 nt
Organism: Pectinophora gossypiella (pink bollworm)
Lineage: Eukaryota; Metazoa; Arthropoda; Insecta; Lepidoptera; Gelechiidae
Gene: Snx6
Product: sorting nexin-6
Exons: 11
Coding region: 126-1388 (420 amino acids)
Biological process (GO): phagosome-lysosome fusion involved in apoptotic cell clearance
Molecular function (GO): phosphatidylinositol binding
Source: RefSeq, a predicted model, not a curated record